Lingula anatina is the source of this 756-nucleotide messenger RNA. RefSeq lists its product as uncharacterized. The record is from RefSeq and is a predicted model, not a curated record. Gene Ontology annotation, cellular component: cytoplasm. Gene Ontology annotation, biological process: regulation of phosphorylation. Lineage: Eukaryota; Metazoa; Brachiopoda; Lingulata; Lingulida; Lingulidae. Gene Ontology annotation, molecular function: protein serine/threonine phosphatase inhibitor activity.
AUGACCGCACUAUUUUCAGACGAUAAACUGUAGGGUGCAUGGUGUUCGUGUUGUGAAGUGAUGGCGACGUUCACAAGUACAGGGACUACUCCAGCAGUAGCUGACAUGAACUCGUAUAGGAACGCCGCAGCACCUGCUAACACUGUCCACAACAAUACUUCACCGGGAAAUCAUGCUGUGAACUUUCACACACCAACGAAACGAGAUGAAGUGCAUGAACAGAAACAGAAAUAUUUUACAGCAAAAUAUGGAGCACAGCAAAUGGUUUUAAUUCGAAAGAGACUUAAAGUGGAAGAUUGGGUUGACGAUCAGUUAAGGGAUUUAUAUGACUGUGAAGAUGAUGCUGAUACUUAUGACUGUGAAAUAGAUUUGGAUGAAGUUUUAGAUUUAGAUACAGAUAAUGAGAAAAGACAAUUUAUAUGGGAAAAAGUGUCAAAUGCACCGCAGUCUCAAGAAGUGCUGUCUAAAUUUAUUGAAGAACUGUUAGAAAGGACAAAGACGUUAUAGAACUUGAUAAACCACCAUUAUGGAUUAAACAAUGGACUGAUGUAUUACUGGGAAUCCACUGUAUAUAACCAAGAGUUGACAUCUUCAGAACUUAAUUGACUCCUAGCUAUGUGGACAUGGAUCAGAUACGUUUCAUAUGAUUUAAUUUUUUCUGAAAAAGCAUGAAUUUGCUGUUCUCUGUAUCUCAGAAAUCCAUUAAAGUUCUUUAUCACCUCUUGUGGUCAGAUUAUUUGCUUACAACACUAAUAU